Arabidopsis thaliana (thale cress) is the source of this 591-nucleotide messenger RNA. RefSeq names its product glycine-rich protein. The transcript is spliced from 2 exons. NCBI's taxonomy places the organism in Eukaryota, Viridiplantae, Streptophyta, Magnoliopsida, Brassicales, Brassicaceae. The record is from RefSeq and is marked reviewed. Bases 1 to 342 code for a protein of 113 amino acids.
AUGGCUUCCGUUGACACCAACCAUGUUUCCACCAUAUCCAAGCCAGAAGGUGUUAUUGGCUAUGGUGGAAAGACGCCAAAAUUAGCAGUCUUUAUCCAAAAGGGCAGUGGCGGUAGGGGAGGAGGCGGACGUGGUGGCGGUAAGGGAAGAGGAGGACGCGGUGGCAGAUACGACCGUCUAAAGCAAUCUCGCGGUGGUCUAGGCGGGUUUCCAUAUUUUUAUGGUAUGUCGCACCACCACGCUAAUCGGUCAAGCAGUAGCCGGAAUCUUGGAAGGUCAGGGUGUGGUUUCGGUUGGUUAGGUUUAUUACCGGCUUUGGUAGUGUUGAUUUUGGUUUCAUAGAGUUAAUUAGUCUUUAUUAGAACUUUAAUUUGAAAGAGUUUCUUAGAUUUUGAUUUUUAAUGGAUUUUGUAAAGCAUAUAAUCUUGUAGGAGUAUCAUUAACUAGUAUGUCACGGCUCUUUAAAGAGAUCGGAGGGAUCAAUUAGGUACGGCUCUGUAAAUAAGUAUGUCGAAAAUAUUAGAAUGACCUUGAAGGAUCUGAAAGAGCCGACAAUAAGAUCCAAUCAACUAACGCUAGGGAGAACAAAAG